AUGUACAAGCUGGUGGUGUUGUUUUCCGUGCUCGCAGCAGCUGCUGCCAAGCCUAGCUGGGUAGCUCCAUUGGCUUACAAUGUGGCUCCAGUGGCCUACAGCGCGCCAUCUCCAUUGGCCUACUCGACUUCGUACGUGUCUCCAGUAGCAUACACCUCUGUUUCACCAGCCGUCAGCUCCGUCUCCCAGUACAGCAGCAGCGUUCUCCACGGAUCCCCAGCUGUGCCAGUGUACGGUGCUUACGCUCCAGUCGUGCCAGCUCUAUCGCAAGCCCCCGGUUCCCCAGCUGUAGUUGUGGACGCCGUCCAAGGUGUACCUUUGGACACACCUGAGGUCGUCGCUGCCCGCGCUGCUCACUACCAAGCCAAGGCUCUAUCUGGACACUCCAUUGCCAAGCGUUCAGUAGCUGCUGUCCUUCCCUACAGUUCUGUGGUGUCACCAGUUGCCUACCCAUCGCCUUACGUCCAUGCUUCCUACGUGUCUCCUUACUCCGCCGCUGUCGUGUCUCCCUACGCCGCUGUCGUACCAAGAGCACUCUCCGUCCACCCUUAUUGA
Messenger RNA from Leptosia nina, 555 nucleotides. Lineage: Eukaryota; Metazoa; Arthropoda; Insecta; Lepidoptera; Pieridae. The record is from the annotation of a GenBank genome assembly.